AUGAGCGACGCGAAGGACAUCUUGGGCAUUCCCAGGGGCGGUACCGCGUCCACGAAGGGGAAGAAACCGCGAGAGCCGGCGGCGAAACCGCCGAAAGGGGUGUCGCGCGAGGUGUGGCAGAUCACGCAGGAUCGCCAGAGCGCGCUCGAUGGGAACGACGCGCUCGCGGCGAUCGCCCCGAGCGCGAUCGCCCUGCACGGGUUGAAGGAUAAGCGUAAGAUCACGGCGCGGACGGUGACUUGGCAGUGGAUGCCGUUUCGAAACAGCGCGCGGUCGGACGGACUGCAGCUGAAGCACUGGGUGAAGCGCGCCGUCGGCGGGGCGCAGCCGACGUUGAUGGGAACGAACGGAGGCGAUGUCGGAGGAGAUUACGCGUUCGCAAAGUAUAACAAGAAGAUUGAGAUGUUCAAGUACACGACGGAGGAGUACGAGCGGUUAUUGAGGCAUCUCGAUGAGUCGUGGUCGAAAGAGGAGACGGACUAUCUGUUUGAACAGCUCGAGCGAUUUGACCUGAGAUUCAUCAUCGUCGUCGAUCGGUGGUCGUUCGAGGGUGGGCCGAAUCGCACGGUGGAGGAUUUGAAGGUGAGAUACUAUAGCAUUGCGAAGGUUCUCAUCGAAGCGCGCGCGGAAUCUCCUGAGGAGGCGGCGGCGCAUCAGAUCGUGAAAAUGCCGUUCAAUGCGCAACACGAGCUCGAUAGAAAGGUAGCGCUGAACACGCUUCUCAAUCGAACCAACGGAGAAAUGAAGGAAGAGGCUGAGAUCUUAUCCAAGGUGAAAGAGAUCGAGAAGCGCCGACGCGCUGAGAACCAAGCGUUGUUGCAGAAGGCCGUGUCCGUGUUCUCGACGUCGCGAACGCACAUGGUCCAGAACCCUGUUUCGAUUGAUGACGUUCGCGCAGAGUUCGAACAGCUCGCGCCGGAACUUCCAGUCAAGGGAAGCGGCGCGUUAAAGCCGGGGGCGUACCUGCGCGGUCAACACUUCGUUACCGUCGCUAACGAGCAAGCGAAUGCCGCCCAGGGCGGAGCGAGGUUCGCUAAACGCAUCGAUCAGUCCCUUGAGGAUUUGGGUGUGACAAACCCUGUGAUGAGCACACAUGCGGUGUGCGCAGGUUGGCUAAAGCUUCGCGAGGAAACAAUCGAGCUCUUGCGCGUGCGCAAGCAACUGGUCACGGUCUACGAGAGAUUGUUAGCCAAGGGUAAAACGCCAGGCUACAUUCCGGGCAUGGCUGACGUCGAACCGAAGAAGACGAGCGCGGCGGAGAAAGCCGUGCCCGUGCGCGUCGCGUCGUCAGGAGAAAUCAAGCGUGAAGAUUCAUCGACCCUGACGUUGAAAAGAAAGACGCAAGACGCGGUAGGGGGGCGCGUUCAAAAGGCUCAGAAGAUGACGAGACGAUAA
Messenger RNA from Ostreococcus tauri, 1395 nucleotides. Its product is annotated as SWR1-complex protein 4/DNA methyltransferase 1-associated protein 1. The record is from RefSeq and is a predicted model, not a curated record. Lineage: Eukaryota; Viridiplantae; Chlorophyta; Mamiellophyceae; Mamiellales; Bathycoccaceae. Bases 1 to 1395 code for a protein of 464 amino acids. Gene Ontology annotation, molecular function: transcription corepressor activity. Gene Ontology annotation, biological process: chromatin remodeling; negative regulation of transcription by RNA polymerase II; DNA repair. The transcript has a single exon. Gene Ontology annotation, cellular component: NuA4 histone acetyltransferase complex; Swr1 complex.